Molecule: messenger RNA, 2092 nt
Organism: Coregonus clupeaformis (lake whitefish)
Lineage: Eukaryota; Metazoa; Chordata; Actinopteri; Salmoniformes; Salmonidae
Product: zona pellucida sperm-binding protein 4
Exons: 12
Coding region: 450-1988 (512 amino acids)
Biological process (GO): prevention of polyspermy; binding of sperm to zona pellucida
Cellular component (GO): egg coat
Molecular function (GO): acrosin binding; structural constituent of egg coat
Source: RefSeq, a predicted model, not a curated record
UCAAUCAAGGGUGUUUUCCCCUUUUCCUUUGGACUCAAUAUAGAACUAUAAUAAAAGUACACAAUAUAGCAAAACUUUUCCCCUCAGUAGGCUAUUAAAGAAAACAAUGGGAUAAAAGUUGGAAGGAUCCCUUAAUAAUAAAUAAAAUUAAUUCAAAAAACAAAAUGCUAUCGUUCAUUCAGUCACGAAUUUAUCACGUACUGCAGGCCUACAUUCAGUCUGACUGUGAUAAUUGACUUAAUCAGCGGUAGGCUAAUAACGCCUCGCGCGCAAUGUCCUGCCUCAAGGUCCUCUGAUUACUCCAAUUACUGGUCUUGAAAGACAUGUUUCUUCACUACACAAAGAAACCACUCAAAUACCGCGCAAAAUAUUACUUUUGUCACGUAAUUAUAUUGUUCAAUCGAGAAUCAUUUAACUAAUUAAAACACAGCACAACCUGUAGCCUAACAAUGCUACUUAUGAUUUGUGUAAUGUUUGCAUUCUUUGCGCCACAUUACCGAUGCCUUUCAACUCUCGUGCGGCAUGAAACCGCUCAAACUAGAGCACAAGAUGCCCUGCCUCGAGUCACCUGCACCAUCCGACGAAUACGCGCAGUUUUCGGUCAAGCGGUUCUUCACAACAUGCGUGUAAAAGACAGGUCUGGAGUUAGUGUGCCUGUGCCAAAAGCCAAAGAACAUUGUGGAGUGAGAAGGGGAGAGAAGAAUGGUACCCUUUCUUUCCAGAGUCGAUAUGACAGUUGCUACACACAGGUUGAGGGUGACAGAGUCCUUGUAUCUUUGGGAGUCCAGCUGGUUGCAGGGGAUCAAUGGUACAGGGUCAAUAUUAGCUGCCCCCUGCUCAAGAAGAUGGCCCAGAAACCCAUCAUCAGUCGCACCUCACGAUCAGGAAAAUGCAGCAUCCUUAGAGCUUUGCGUGUGGACUGUGGGCCCCAGGAUGUCUCCAGUGAUGGCUGUCUGAAACUGGGAUGCUGCUAUGAUGAUCAUGACUCAACAUGCUAUUACAGAAUGAACACCUGUUCUCUGGAUGGCCAUUUUGUGUUCUCUGUGAAGGCGACGGACACUGACCCCCCACUCAACCCCAGCAACCUUGUCGUCAAGGAUCAGCCGCAGUGCUCUCCUGUAGUUACCUCUGCAGAUAUAGCCGUCUUUAAAAUCGGGGUGAUGGAGUGUGGCACAAAGAUGAGGAUGAAUGGGGAUGUUGUAAUCUAUGAGGUGGAGGUAGAGGAACUGCAUCCAAAGAUUGCAGGCAAACAUUCUCCCUUCAGUCUGCAGGUCUGGUGUCAAUAUGAUGGGACAGCUCUCCUCCACACUGAUCUGCGGUCCUUAAACCCAACUAACCCUCCACCUGUGACUGCACUGGGGACUGUCCGAGUGCAGAUGAGAAUAGCCACAGAUGAGUCGUUCACCUCUUUCUUCCCCGGGGAACAGCUGCCCCUGACCCUCUUUCUGCGUAAGCCUGUGUAUGUGGAGGUGUCAAUCGCUCCACCCUCCCCUGACCCCAGUCUCUCCCUGCGUGUGCGUGACUGCUUUGCCUACCCUGCCUCCAGACACUCCGUAUGGACACUGCUCUAUGAUGGCUGUCCUAACCCUCUGGACAACAUGAGGAGCUCCGUCCCAGUGGACAGUCAGGGGAAGACAACCUCUCACUCCCAGGUCAGGAGGUUUAAUGUCAAGACCUUUUCCUUCUUGGACCCUGAGACUGGCAAUCCCAGUGUGGAGGAGGUGUACUUCUACUGCUGGGUAGAAAUCUGCACAGAGGAGGCAGAGUGUAAACAACGCUGCUCCAUCACCUCACCUGAUGGUGAGAGGGCGAGGAGGGAGUCUGGGUCAGAUCGAGUCUCCCAGUUAGUCUCAUUUGGUCCUGUGCUGUUGGGUCAGAACAGUUCUGGACAGGAACAGGAAGGGAAUCCUAGUGAUCAUCUGAAUAUAGCAUUUCAGUUGUCUGUACCUCCAUCCUGUUCUUCCUCCUGUUCUCUUCGUGGUCAAUGAUGAGUUGUCAAGUGGAAGAAAAUGAAGUGGAAAUGGAAACCAGAAACAAGGAGACUGGCCUACAGGUUGAACAAGCCCAAUAAAGCACUUCUAUGCACACUUAA